AGGUCACGUGGGUGGGGUGUUCCGUUUCCUUCUUGCACAUCAGCUCGUGGAGGAUCAGUGUGGAGGAUGAGCUCAGGCAAUGUCUCAAGAAGGAAGGUCCUCAGGCAGCAGCCAUCACUGUCUGAUCCUGAAACGCAGGCAGAGAUCCAGGAUCUUUUCAACAAAGUUAAAACCUACAUGAAGGCAGAGGAAUGGAGGAUCCCCGACCCAAACGUGGCUCUCAAACACCCAACGGAGGAGCACCCACACCUGCAGGAGCUGAAGGUGUCUCUCAAUGCAGUGAAGAACCAGCUGAGUGAUAAGAACAUUCAAGUGUGGCAUCAACACACCAACUCCACCAACAGAGCCGGGAAGGUGAUUGCUGCCGUUCGCUCCACUGCUAACGCGGAGAUCUGCACUCAGGCUUGGUGCAAAUUCUACGAGAUCCUGGGAAGCUUUGAUCUUCUACCAGAGGAGGCUCUUCAAAACGGGGAACUGAACUCUGUCCAUCUGUGUGAAGCUCCUGGAGCCUUUAUUACUGCUUUAAAUCACUACAUGAAAACGAAUGAGUCCACACGCUACUGUGACUGGGGCUGGGUCGCCAACACUCUCAACCCAUACCAUGAGGCAAACGGUGGGAGCACGACCAUCGCAGAUGACCGGCUUAUCGCCAACACGCUGCCUUGGUGGUUCUUCGGCUCAGACAACACGGGGGACAUCAUGCUCCAGAAGCACCUGCUGGAUCUGCAGGUGUUUGUUUCUAACAUGCGCAGAGUGGAUUUGGUGACGGCCGACGGCAGCUUUGACUGUCAGGAGAACCCCGAUGAGCAGGAGGCUCUGGUGGCAUCCCUGCAUUACUGUGAGGCCACAGCGGCAUUGCUCCUCCUGGGCCCUGGGGGUUCCUUUGUGCUGAAGAUGUUCACCCUGUAUGAACACUCCUCAGUCUGCUUACUCUACCUGCUGAACUGCUGCUUCCACUCUGUCAGUGUCUUCAAACCUGCCACCAGCAAAGCAGGAAACUCUGAGGUUUAUGUCGUCUGUCUGAACUAUGAUGGUAAGGAGGCGGUGAGGCCCCUGCUCUCCAAACUGAUCCGUAAUUAUGGACCAAAUAUGGCCAAUCGAGAAGCUCUUUUCCCUAGCUCAGUUAUCCCCAAGACGUUUCUGAAGCAGCACGAAGAGUUGUGCUCCUACUUCCACAAACUGCAGGUGGGAACCAUUUGUGAGAACCUGCGGCUGUUCGGAAGCAUUAGCCCAGUGCAGGGGCAGCGGCUCGACCACAUCAGGGACUGUGUUGUUCAAGAGUACCUGAGGCGCUUUGAGGUGAGCUUUCUUCCCAAAAGUCGGUGGAUAUCUCGGAACACGGUGAGUCCUGCCUGCUGCAGUGUGUCUGCAGGUCGACCUCUAAGCCAGAAGAAGCAAACAGGCUCGUUCAACGAGAGGAGAGAGCUGCAGAACCUGAGCUGGAGGGAAAGAAUAUGGAGGAGCAGCCACGCUACGCUAAUACAGAGUCACUGCACUGAAGAACGAGGGGUGGGCUGCAUUUUAGAAGGACCCUGGUCCAGCAGUCAUAUAGAUUCGUGGUAUAUUAUCACUGGAUCGGCGCUUUCAGCAGUCAGAAACUCUCCGUUCUGUGACGUAGGGCUGUUAAACCACCUGAACGAAGCCCUGCUGGAUGCAGUGGUAGACUGGACUCUUCUGGCGCCCUGUCGCUCCUGCCACGUGUCUUGCACAGCUUCUAUUAUGUCUGAAGCUGCAGGUCUUUGUAUCUUUAAAGGCUAUGAGGGGAACAAAGAGAAGAAACCGUGUCUGGUGUUUGGCAGCCGCUCAGCCUGGGCUGAUGGUGAAAGCAAGCAAGAAGAUUUAGUUCUCACAUUCUGUGAAGAGCCAUCAUUUCCCCAAACAGGCUGCAUCCCUCUGCAUGAUGGGGAGCCUCUAUACCAGCACCAGCUUCUAGGAUGCGUGUUGUUUUCUCUCCAAACCCUGAGCUCAGGCGGUGCCCUGCUGCUGCCACUCUUUUCUGCUCUGACUCGAGUCACUGCAGCCCUGGUGUUCUGCCUCCAUGUGUGUUUUCGCUCGGUCUCCUACAGGUGUCCACCCCCCUCUGGUGGGGUUGGGGCCUUGCUAAUGUGCGCCGGCUACUGUCCUGAAUUAGCUGCCCCAUUGCUCCCAAUUCUGAGUGAUGUGCAGAAAAGCAUCCAUCAGCUGAUGGGAGGAGGAGGAGAGGGGGGUAAAAACCAACAACAUGCAGGUGACAGACAGGUGUUGCAGUUUGUUCCCAUGGAGGAGCUGCUCAGAGGAGGAUUGACAGAGUUCCUCUGGACCAUGAACUCUGACAUCAUCCAGCAGAAGCUUCACCUUCUCAUGCAGUCAUAGAGAAGGGCCCAAUCCUGGGACACGUGCAUUAAAGCUGGGGAUUCUCACUUCUGGCUUAUAUCAAUAUAACUCAUCUGAACAUCACUCCACAAUGUUACCUCACUUUUUUUUUUUUAGACCAACAACAAAAGGAACAAAACUUAAUGUUCAGUAAAAUGGAUAUUAAUGAAAACUCAAAUUAUUUAAUUAAUUACAUUUUUAAAUAGACACCUAUUCUUAGUAGAGGGCUUUAUAUUCCCAUUAUUAGCUUCUGGUUUUUUUAUUGGUUAUGAUUUAGAAUUUUGUUUCUCACAAAAUGAGUGUAUUACAUUUGAUCACUUAGAUUAGGAUUUUUAAUAGAUUAAUGUCCAAUUAAUACCAGCUCUAAGCCCCUUGUUCACUAAUUACUACAUCAAUACGGUGUGGGAUGGAGGGGAUAACCCUGUGGUUCUGCUGAAGUGUUCAGGAAGCCCAGGUUGCUUUUUAUCGUGCCUUUUGUCCUUCUGCUUUGUUGUGUUUGACGUCUUCCUUUUCCUCUUGUUUCUAUGGUGUUCAGGGCAGACAUGUUUGCUUCUCCAUCACCUGGGACAAAUAACCACCAGUCCAGAUUUACCCCUCCAUAGCACAAAUGAGACACUUCUAAAAAUUUUAUUUCAACACUAGCCCAUCCAGCUCAUUCUCUGACCACUGCUGUGGCUCCUAAAACACGAAAUGCCUCUUUGGUCCUUCCACUGUCUUCUUGGUUUGUUUUCAAUCACACUUUUUCCUUCCACUUAACUUUUUUUGUUGAAAUGCUUGGAUCUCCUAUCUUUGAAAGGCUUUCACUUUCUAAUCCCCUCUAGGCUGCAGUUAUGCCUGUUGCAUCUUUUCCAGUCCCUUUUUUUUUUCUAAAGCUCUACUUUCUGUUGAUUUGCUUGGUUUCAGCACCUAAGUCAGCUCCUAAGGACUAAACAUUCUGGAUAACC
Cyprinodon tularosa is the source of this 3296-nucleotide messenger RNA. RefSeq names its product cap methyltransferase 2 (gene cmtr2). NCBI's taxonomy places the organism in Eukaryota, Metazoa, Chordata, Actinopteri, Cyprinodontiformes, Cyprinodontidae. The record is from RefSeq and is a predicted model, not a curated record. Gene Ontology annotation, biological process: 7-methylguanosine mRNA capping. Gene Ontology annotation, molecular function: methyltransferase cap1 activity. Gene Ontology annotation, cellular component: nucleus; cytoplasm. The transcript has 3 exons. The coding region runs from base 67 to 2352 and encodes 761 amino acids.